This is a messenger RNA of Hydractinia symbiolongicarpus, 1084 nucleotides long. Its product is annotated as tissue alpha-L-fucosidase-like. The transcript has 2 exons. Gene Ontology annotation, cellular component: lysosome. Gene Ontology annotation, biological process: glycoside catabolic process; fucose metabolic process. Gene Ontology annotation, molecular function: alpha-L-fucosidase activity. Lineage: Eukaryota; Metazoa; Cnidaria; Hydrozoa; Anthoathecata; Hydractiniidae. The record is from RefSeq and is a predicted model, not a curated record. Bases 510 to 935 code for a protein of 141 amino acids.
CAGAAGAAAACCAAUCAGUGUCAAAUAUAGCAGAAACAUCUGUCCGCAUGUAAAUUUCUGUAAAAUUUUGCAAUGUGAACCUCAUAUUUGUAUCUGAAUAAAUAUCUAUUUUCGUUUUUGUAGAAUUUGUCCAAUAUGUUUCUUUACACUUGACACGUUUGAAUAUUUUUUUUUUUUUUUUUUUUAGUAUGCAUAUUCCACAACACUUUAGUUAUAAAUGGAAUGCACCUUUUCCGAAUUAGUUUUCUUUGAUGUACCGCUGCUAUUUCCCAAUUUUGUCAAACAACCUUGACUGUAACAUUAUUACCACUAAAACAGCAUCUUCACAUGUCUUCACAAGUUGAAAAUUUAUACGCACACCAAAAUAAUGAUGCUAAAUAUGAUCUUAAAGUAAAAACAUCAAAAUUCUAAAACUUUCAAAUACAUGCAAUUCGGAAAACAUGUAUAUAUUGAUAAUUAUUAUUUAUUGAUAAUUAUUAAUUAUUAAUUAUUAUUUUAUUUUUUAUGCCAUGAUAUUUUUUUUCAGUUGCGGGGGCAAUCUGUUAAUGAAUAUUGGACCUACUGCUGAUGGUAGAAUAAUUCCUAUCUAUGAAGAAAGGUUGAGGGAUAUGGGUAAAUGGUUGAAAAUAAAUGGUGAAGCUAUAUAUGGUACAAGACCAUGGAGGAUACAAAAGGAUCCAACCGGUUGGAAAGUAUGGUACACUACUAAAUUCAAUCGAGUUUAUGCACACAUGUGCCGGUGGCCGAAAAACCGAUAUUUAAGAAUACGUUCACCAAUAGCAACAACAAUAACAAAGGUGAAGUUGCUAGGGUAUGAUGGUGACGUCAAAUGGGAGAAACAAAAUCCUGGACUAAAAAUUGACCUGCAUCAAAUUCCAGCAGGAGAAUUGCCUAGUAAUAAAGCUUGGGUGUUUGUGUUAGAAAAUGUAAAAUAGGUUAGCUUUAUAUUUAUUAACCAAUUUUAUACAAUUCUAAGCAAUUUUCACCUUCACUGCAAUCCUCCAUAGAAUAUAUUGAGACUCUACCGACUGUGCCGAAUUAGCAAGAAAAAUAUCGAAAAAGUUAAAUUAUCUCAAUAUUUUUG